Messenger RNA from Dentiscutata erythropus, 204 nucleotides. NCBI's taxonomy places the organism in Eukaryota, Fungi, Glomeromycota, Glomeromycetes, Diversisporales, Gigasporaceae. The record is from the annotation of a GenBank genome assembly.
AUGCUUAAACCACAUAAUUUUCGGGAAUUUUUUGUAUUAGUUGAUAAUCCAAUUAAUAAAACAAAUACAAAAGCAGUGUAUAAGUUUUGUGCACUUAAAAAUGGUGGAAUUCAAGCAGCAGCAUCAAAAUCUGAGUGUUUUACAACAAAUAAAGGCAAUUUGUCCAAAGAUAAGCAAAAAACCUUAAAUAAAGGUAAAAUGUAA